Messenger RNA from Caenorhabditis angaria, 7559 nucleotides. NCBI's taxonomy places the organism in Eukaryota, Metazoa, Nematoda, Chromadorea, Rhabditida, Rhabditidae. The record is from the annotation of a GenBank genome assembly.
UUGUCGUGUGUCUCUACUCAUUUUUCUUGGGGUUGGUUGGUUUUUAGAGGCGCAAGAGCUCCGCCCCCAUUUUUUCGGUGCCUGUAGAGUUAUAUUUUUUCCAGCCAGCCACAAUUUUUCGGCGAUGAGCAAAAGAAGGAGCCAUAUAUUUUUGUAUCUAGUUUGGUUUUCGACUAUCAGUUUAUUGGCAGGUUUGUGUGUUGUUUUGGGUUGGGGUUUUUGGGUUACUGUAUGGGAGCAUUUUUUUAAUUUUAGAAAGUUUUCUGUUUCUAUAAUUUUACCAAAAACAUUUAGUAUUUAAAAAAAUAUGUACCACUUUUGGAGCAAUGAAUUUUUUGAAAUAAGCAUUUUUCCCCAAGAAAAUUCACUGUUUCAAAAAUAUUUUUUAUUGAAAACCUACUUUAAGUUUCAAUUUUUCGACAUUUUAUCUAAUUCUUUUUAUUUCAACAUAAAUUCAUCAAUUGAAACAGUAGUUUUUAUCUGAAACAAGUAUUAUUUUUAAAACAGUAGAUUUUUUUCAAUAUUUUUUUUACUUUAAAAUUUACUGUAUAUAUGUAAAAACCUACUUUAUACUGAAACACAAUAUUUUAUCCCAAAAUAAAAAAUUCAACUGUUUCAAAAUUCUUUGAUUUAUCAAACCCUCCGAUCUUUCAUUGUUUUUCUUUGCAAGAUUUUUCUUACCGAUUGAUAGUUCCAGAUUUUUGUCUGAAACUGGAACGGAAAUCAACUUUUUUCCGUCGAAUUUCUCGUUUUUUUCUAUCACCUGUCUUUAUAUUGUUUCAAAUGAUAUCAAUCAUAAAAUAUCGAAAUUGCGCAAGAAGCGAAGAAAAAGCGAUAAUAAAAGUCGUGUUUAGAACAAGUGGUUUUUAUUUUUACAAGGUGUUAGGACAGAUUUUUAUAAUUUUUUUUGGAAACCAAAAGAAAUCUCUGAUUUGAGGGAAAGUAAGAUGAUAUGGUCCAUUAAAUUAUGAGUAAAAAGUAGGAGAAAACUUGAUUUUUUUGGAAGAAAAAAAUGAAUAAAUCUUUAUGGGAUGUGGGGGAUUUUUUAGGGGGAAAAAUUAGAUUAGGAAAAAUGGCCAAAAAAUCUGUAAAUCCCAAAAACUGAAAUUUGUGUUCCAGAAUUAUUUAAUACAGUAAUAUCUGAAGAAAAAUUCCAAAAUGUUCUGAAAUAUGUGGAUUAUAAUUUUUGAUUUAUUAAAAAGGUAGAUUUUCUGUAGCCUAGGAUUUUUGUUCCUGAGCAUUUAGAUAUCAAAAGAGCAUGAAAUUAGCCCUUUCAAUUUGAAAAUCAAAAAUUUUAUAUGUUGAAACAGUAGAUAUUUGGUUCAAAAAUUCCUGAAAAUUGCCAACCCCGUGCAAUUUUUCAGCUAAAUAUUUUAACUUUGAUUUUUAUUCAAAUUUCUCUCGCUGCCAACAUAAAAUCUUCCCCUGUCACUUUCACCGCCAAAAAAUGUUUGAAACAUCUUUUAAUUGCUACCAGAUUGAGAAUGACAGAAACCUAUACCAGUUUCAUCUCCAAAAAAUCAAUAAUCUGGAUCAUUUUCGAAAUUGUUGCGCAAGCAAAUCGUUUCUUGGCAGACAGCAAAAAGAUAAGCCAAGAUUGCGGAAAGAAAAUCUUGUAUGAGACAGCAGAUAUUCGGGGGAGAAGAAAAAUAUUAUUUAUGUAUUUUUUUGGGUUGGGUUUUGUGGUUGGAUUGAUACGGGAUUGAUUAUAUAUGUUACAUAAUAAUAAUAAGAUCAAGGGAUUUAGAAGCAAUAAUCAAUAGUUCCAAGAAAACGAAAAAAUUUGGCGGAAAUCCAGAUCUUGCAUCUUACACUUUUUGAUUUAUGGGACAUUUAUUGUAGUAAUCUGGAACUUUUGCUUUGGGUAAAAGACAUUAUUGGGGUUGAAAUAAGGAUGAGAGUUUUAGAGGAUCAUUGAAACAGUGAUAAUAAUUUAUGGAAAUGAGUUUGUAUUGGUUAGAAAUAGUUCACGUGGAGUAUCAUUUUUUUUGAAAAUUCGAAAAAAUCAAGAACAAUUUUCUGUAAUCAAAAAUCAUGUUGAAUUUAAUUUUGAAACAGUGAUUUUUUUAUAUCUUCUCUAAAUUUUUUCUCCUAACUUCACCUUAUGAAUUUUUAAAAUGUUUCAAAGUUGUUUAAUCAUAUUUUGAAACAGUAAAAUUCCUACAGUUUUUAAUUCGAAAUUCGGCCUAAAAAAAUUGAAAAUCUUUUUUAAUUUUUUAAUGGAAACUUGAGAUUUUUGACAACCCGUAGAAAUUAUGAACAAUUUUCAAAAUUCACAAAUUAUCUUGUUUUAUUUUUGAAACAGUGAACUGUUUGUGAACAUAUUUUUUGUUAAAUGUUUUUUGAGCAAAUCGAAAUUUUUCUCAAUAAAUAAUUUUAUUUUUGAAACAGUGCAUUUUUCAAAAUUUUUGGAUGAUCGAGAAAUCAAAUUAUGUACCGAUUUGAUAAAUCUACAAAACGAUUUUCUACUAACUUGUUUUAUCACAUAUUAUUUCUGAAACAGUGAAAUUUUUAAAAAUAUUUUUUUUUAUAACUGACAGCAAAGUAAUAUUUCGAAAAUUUUCUUCAUUCAAUUUUGGAACAGUAAAUUUUUGAGAGCGAUUUUUUUUUAAUUCAACUUCGAUUCCAAGAAGCAAUAUUUUGCUGAUUUUACAAAAACUUAUAUAUAUUAUUUUUGAAACAGUGAAUUUUUUAUAGAUCAAAUCUUCCCAAACAUUUUCCAUAUUUCACCAACCAAAAACCAUUCAACCAAAAAAAAACAUUUUGUGUCCACGAAAAAAACCAUUUUCUCAAAAAGUAAAACCCAAAAAACCUGCUCAUUUUCUCGUCUGCGUCUCUCAUUCCCAUAUACUAUUUCAUACGUUUGAAACAUUAUAAUUAGAUCAAUUCACUAGAUAAUUAUUGUUUUUUAACUGUCCAUUGUUGUUCAACCCGAGAGAAAUUCGAAAUUUCAGGGAAAAAGUUUUUAAUGGGGUCAGGUUAGAAGUUUUUCAAAAUUUUUCAGAAUAAUAUUAUUUUUGGAAUCAGGAACAUGAAAAAAUAGAACACAAAAUGACCUAACCUACUUAUAAAAAUUUAAUCCUAUUGUUGUAACUAACUUCCAAGGUUAUUUUUUGUAACCUAAAAGAAUGACACUUGACUUUUUCGAGUGCUUCUUUGAAAAUUGAACCAGGGAAACAACUUAACAUAACUCAAAAAUUUGCAGAUUUUCGAAUAGAUGCUCAAACUCUAAGUCCUCCCAUUACUGAUCGAUUCAAAUGUUUAACAAAUGGAUGUUGUGAUCAUCAUGAAUGGUGUCGAUUUUGGGCAAGUAUUGGAGAAUGUAAUGUGAGUAUUUAUAAUCUACUAUCCAGAACAUAUCUGAAAUUUUUAGGCCAACAAAGAUUGGAUGUCUGAAAAUUGUCAGCUGGCAUGUGGAACUUGUCUAGCACCACCAGUUCCACUUUUGACAACAACUCGUAAGUUUUUUUUGAUUUUUGAUUUUGAUUUUGAAAAUGUGUCACACACUCCUGUUUUUUGAUAACUUCCGUGUAUUUGAUACCAAAAUUACGAAGGUCGAAAAAACAAUUUAUUUCAAAUGGUAGUCAAAAGAUUAUAGUUUUGAAAUAAAUAGAUGUGUGCGAGAGAGGUGAUCUUUAGGAAAACAGAACCAGAUCACAAAAAUGUUUUCUUUCAACUAUUCUUGAAACAGUAAAUUUUUGAGAACUCAUUGAACUUUUCGCCUGGAACUUUUUCGAAAUGUCAUGAGGUUCAUACGAAAAAUCAUAUUUUAUUUUUUGAAACAGUUCAAUUUUCCAAUGAACAAUUUUUUUUAUAUUAUCCAGAUUUUUUAAAUCAAAUUUGAUUUUAGAAUGAAAUAAAAAUAAAUCAAAAAAAAAUUUUGAUCAAGAAAUUUCACUUUUUCUAAAAAAUUCUAAAUUUCGAAAUAAAAAUGAAAUUUUUUUAAAACAUUUCUAAAUUGCCACGUCAUAGCUCACGUUUCUAUAAACCAAAAAAACCCUCAUUUUUCCAGCUUCUGGUCCAACAACAACUGUAACAAUUCCACAAUCAAAACUCUCGCCAGUUUCAACUUGUCAAGCAGUCAAAGAACAAAUAAAAAGUGCUUCAGAAUUAAUGGCUAUUUCAAGAUUGAUAAAUCCAGUGGAAGAUAAUUUUGGAAGAAAUUUAUUAUCGAUUGAUGACGUCACAAGAAGUGUUCCAUUGGGAUGUGUUCCUGAGGUAAGCUGUUUUUUGAGAAAAAUUAAAAUAUUAUUUUCAAAAAAUACUUUUCUAGUUGAAUCCAGCUGGGGUGGAUUGCUCUAAAAAUCUUUGCUAUCACAUGAUGUACCGUACUCUCGAUGGAACUUGUAAUAACCUCGAAAAACCAAUGCAAGGUUCAGCAUUCCGCAGAUUUAUUCGACAUUUUCCACCACAAUAUGAUGAUGGAAAAGGCGAACCUGUUGGUGGGUUUGAGAGAAAAAAUCGAAAAAAAAUCUGGAAUUUUCAGCAUCGAUCAAUAAAACGAGACCAAGUGCUAGAGAAGCUAAUCGAGUUAUGCUAUCUUCUGCACAAUCUGUUGUUCAUGAUAAGGUGAGAGAAGGUUUUAGAAGGGUUGGAAAAAAACUACAUGUAAAAUUUAUUGAAAAAAUAUCACUGUUUCAAAAAAUGUAUAACCCUUUUAGAAAAUUCUAUUUUUCUAAUGGGAUGACCACGCUUUUUCUAUUAAUAGAAGACAGGAAAAAAUACUGUUUAAAAAUUUUUAUAUUGUUCAAAAUGUUACUAACGAAACCGUUAAACUCUGUCUCUAAUUUUUAAAACAAAAAUACUCUGAAAUUGUUCAAAAAAAAUUAACUGUUUCAAAAAUAUUAUCUCAAACAGAAACAAAAUCAGUGCAACAAACUUGAUUCAAACGAAUUAUUUCGAAAAACUUUUCUGUUUCAGAACUUUUAUUUCAGAAAGUUACUAUUUUUGAUGGUAAAUACAAAUUACAUAAAAAAUUUUAAAAUUCUGAACUUCAAAACAUCUUUUUAAAUUUAAAAUUAAAAAAGUGUGAUUUGCUUUCGGUGGUCAGAUUAAAAAUUAUCCAGAAGUUCAUACUGGUUCAAAAAAAUGUUGAAAAAAUUUUUGAAAAAAUUACUGUUUCAAAAAUUUUAUUUCAACCAGCAGAUGCCUAAUAAAAACAAUUUAUUCAACAAAAAAAAUCAUAUGAAAAAAUUCACUGUUUCAGAAAUUUUAUUUGAAUUUUUAAACACAUAACAGAUGAUUCAAUUAUAUCUUCAUGCUGCAUUUUCACAAUCAGUUCCAAGUUUCAAAAAAUAAUGUUUUUUUGCAGUUCAACAACAUGAUGAUGCAAUUCGGUCAAUUUUUAUCGCACGACAUGUCAAAAACCACUCUCCAACCAUCAGCAAAUUGUAAAACCUGUGAACCAGUCCCCUCAAAAUGUAUGCCAAUUCCAAUCGGCGAACGAGAUCCAAAUCUCGGUUUCCGCUCAAAACAAUGUCUAAAAGUGUCUCGAUCAGCUCCAAUUUGUCGAUCUGAACCAAGAGAACAAUUAAAUGAAAAUACAGCAUAUAUUGAUGCAAGUAUGAUUUAUGGAAGUUCACCAAAAGAUUUGCACAAAUUCCGAGAUGGUAGAACUGGAUUUUUGAGAACAAGUCGAUUUAAUAAUCAGAAUUUAUUGCCAUUUGAUCAAUCGAAAUGUUUGAAUAAGGAAAAAUGUACUGCUUCUUUUACAGCCGGAGAUAUUCGAGCUAAUUUAUUUAUUGGAUUGAGCUCUCUUCACACUAUUUUUGCACGCGAACAUAAUCGGUAUUUUUACUUUUGAAGAUAUAAAUAAUUCUUCGUUUUUCAGACUUGCACAAAAAUUAACAUCCCUAAAUCCAACUUGGUCUGGAGAUCGAGUUUUCCAAGAAGCUCGAAAAAUUGUAGGCGCUGAAAUUCAGAGUAUUUUAUAUAAGGAAUAUUUACCGAAACUGUUGGGAAAUUCAUUUGAAAAAGUUAUUGGAAAUUAUCAAGGAUAUGAUCCGAAUGUUGAUUCGACAAUUGCCAAUGAAUUUACAACUUCUGCUUUCCGAUUUGGUCAUGGAAUGAUUGAGGUGAGGAAAAAACAUAUGAGAUUUCUAGAAUGUUUUUUAACCAGUUCUCAAAAUCUACUCUGAACAUGAGUUAUGGCGUGGCAAAAUUCAGAUCCAAAAUUCAAAAUUUCCAAAUUCCAAAAUGUACUCAUAAAAAAUUUUCCCGGAGUUUUUUUCUGAAAUUCGAUUCGUUUUCAAUUAAAAAAAACAUCUAGUUCUCAUAAUAUACUUAUGUUAACUUUGAACAUGGUGACGUGGCAAAAUUUAAAACAAUUUGAUUUUGCUUUUUUUUCAUUUCAUCGAAUAUUGAGAACAAAAGCAUGGAAGAACUGAAAUUUCAAAACUCCAAAAUUUAUUCAUGAAAUUUCUGAAACAGUUAAAUUUUUCUCGAUAUUUUUUUGAAAACCGAUUUUUUUGAUACGAAAAAAACAUUUAAAUUUUUUUUAAUUUAAAGUUUUUUUUAUUUAAUUUUUUAGGACAGAUCGAAAUUUCAAAAUUCCAAAAUUUAUUCAUAGAAGUUUUGAAACAGUGAAAUAUUUUUCACAAAAACUUUUUAUUCCAGGAAUUCUACCGGCGAAUCGAUGUAUCUGGAAAUAACAUUACAGAUGGUGGAUUCUUUUUCGGAGAUGGUGUUUUCAAAUCCGGCAAAAUCCUGUUCGAAGGUGGAAUUGAUCCGAUUCUUCGUGGAUUUAUGAGCACUGCAGUCAAAAGACCACAUCGAAUGACACCUGCAAUCACCGAAAAAAUGUUUGGAUCAACAGAUUUGGGGUCAUUAAAUAUUCAAAGAGGAAGAGAUCAUGGAAUACCAUCUUAUGAUAAAAUGAGACAAUUUUGUGGUUUGCAAUCGGCAAAAACUUUUGACGAUUUUUCAGAUAUGAUUUUGGAUAAGAAUUUGAGAGCUGGAUUACAGAGAAAUUAUAAUGCUACAAGUAAGAAUUUCAAUUUUUACGUUUUAAAAAAAUUUUGACAUUCUCACAAGAGAGAAAGUUUGAGUUAUCAUUGGAUUUUGCUAAUAUUCCCACGUGGAUUUUGGCGCUAAAAUUUUAAUUUUAGUUUUUUACCCGGCAACUUUUGAUUUUUAAAAGGCCAGGUCUCUGUUUUGUAAAUCUCAACUUCCACCCCUUCUCCUCCUAAUAUUUUUCAUUUCAGACGAAGUCGAUUUCUACGUCGGUUCAAUGUUAGAAGAUCCAGUAGUCGGUGGUUUGGUUGGAACAACAUUGAGUUGUGUAAUUGGGGAACAAUUUAAACGAAGUCGAGAUGGCGACAGAUUCUAUUUUGAAAAUCCAGGAAUCUUUACACCAGAUCAAGUUGAACAAUUGAAAAAAGUAUCACUUUCUCGAAUUAUUUGUGAUAAUUCGGAUAGUUUUGAAUUGAUUUCACAGGUAAUUAAUAGUUUUUGAACUUCUUCUAACAUUUUUUCAGGACGCUUUCCUUCUACCUGGCUCUCAACUUAGCCCAUGUUCAAAUCUACCAGAAAUCGAUAUCUCAAAAUGGAGAGCUCUAUAA